Molecule: messenger RNA, 1390 nt
Organism: Phyllostomus discolor (pale spear-nosed bat)
Lineage: Eukaryota; Metazoa; Chordata; Mammalia; Chiroptera; Phyllostomidae
Product: zinc finger protein 420-like
Exons: 1
Biological process (GO): regulation of DNA-templated transcription
Molecular function (GO): DNA-binding transcription factor activity, RNA polymerase II-specific; RNA polymerase II cis-regulatory region sequence-specific DNA binding
Source: RefSeq, a predicted model, not a curated record
AAGUCUUUAAUCAAAUACCUACUCUAUAUACACUUAACAAAAUAGGUACCAGAAAAGAACACAAGUGUAAAGACUGUGGUAAAACAGGUCAUUGUUUUUCAGGUGUAAAUCUACAGAAAAAAAAAUGUAUCCUGGACAAAAGGCUGAUAUGUGUAAAGAAUGUGGCAAAGAAUUUUGGAGUACCUCAGCCCUUACUCAUCAUCAGAGAUUUCACACAGGAUACGAGCCUGGUAAAUAUAGAGAAUGUGCUAAAGCUUUUAUCCAGUCUUCAGAUUUCAAUGAAUAUCAGAAAAUUCAUUCAGGAAAGAAAUUUUUCCAAUGUAGUGAAGGAGCCAGUGCCUUUACAGAGUCCUGUAGUCUUGCAGAAGAUCACAGAAUUCAUACUGAGGAAAAGCAUUAUGAGUGUAGAGAAUGUGGAAAAGCCUUUAGGUGCUCCUCAAGCUUUACUUGUCAUCAGAGAGUUCAUACUGCAGGGGAACCUUAUAAAUGUAUACAAUAUGACAAAGCAUUUACACAGUCUUCAAACCUUACUUGCCACCAAAUAACUCAAAGUGGAAAGAAGCCUUAUAAAUGUACACAUUGUGGGAAAGAAUUUACACAAUCCUCAAGUCAUACUCGACAUCAGAAAAUUCAUACUGGAGAGAAGCCUUAUGAAUGUACACAAUGUGGGAAAACCUUUAGCCGGACUGCAAACUUGACUCGGCAUCAGAAAAUUCAUACUGGAGAGAAGCCCUAUGAAUGCACACAAUGUGGGAAAGCCUUUAGAGAGCAGGGAACACUUACUCAACAUCAGAAAAUUCAUACUGGAGAGAAGCCUCAUGAAUGUACACAAUGUGGCAAAACCUUUAGCCGGACUUCAGUCCUUACUCAGCAUCAGAAAAUUCAUACUGGAGAGAAGCCCUAUGAAUGUAGACAGUGUGGCAAAACCUUUAGCCAGACUGGACACCUGACUGGGCAUCAGAAAAUUCAUACUGGAGAGAAGCCCUAUGAAUGUACACAAUGUGGCAAAACCUUUAGCCGGACUGCACACCUGACUCGACAUCAGAAAAUUCAUACUGGAAAGAAGGCUUAUAAAUGUACACAAUGUGGUAAUGCAUUUAGGUUCCUAUCAACACUUACUAGACAUCAGAGAAUUCACACUGGAGAGAAGCCUCAUGAAUGUGCUCAAUGUGGGGAAGCCUUUAGGCUCCAGUCAGCACUUACUGGACAUCAGAAAACUCAUACUAGAUAAAAGCCUUAUAUAUGUGAAAUGUGUGGUAAGGCCUUCAAACUGUCCUGUAACCUUUCUCAGCAUCAGAAAAUUCAUGGAGGAAAGCCACCUUGUAAAUGUGGAGCAUGCCAUAAAAUAAAGUAUUAUUACAACUAUCACACAUUACCCAGCAUCAAAUAA